Colletes gigas is the source of this 1235-nucleotide messenger RNA. RefSeq names its product mitochondrial mRNA pseudouridine synthase Trub2. The transcript is spliced from 4 exons. The coding region runs from base 197 to 1201 and encodes 334 amino acids. The record is from RefSeq and is a predicted model, not a curated record. Gene Ontology annotation, molecular function: pseudouridine synthase activity; RNA binding. Gene Ontology annotation, biological process: RNA processing; pseudouridine synthesis. NCBI's taxonomy places the organism in Eukaryota, Metazoa, Arthropoda, Insecta, Hymenoptera, Colletidae.
UGUUUGAUAGAUAAUAAUUCCUUUAAAUCUUAUAAAGUGUUAACGCUAGACGAAAGUAAUUUGUUAUAAUAAAUGGAGUUCAGUUUUGUCGUGUAGCCACAGAAUCUGUGGUGUAGCUAUCUAUAUUUGUAUGAUUGCUGCUUAGGUAUAACGAUGUUCCAGUGAGGUUAAUCGAGAGUUACUUUGCAAGUAGUAAAUGCGAAUUUUAAAAAUGGCAUUUCAAACAAAAACAGUGAUAGCAGACGUAAACGAUGCAAGAGUCUUGUAUAAAGCGUUAUGCGGCGUAUUUACGAUUUAUAAACCCACGUACAUGUGUUUCGAAAAAAUGAAAUACACACUGAUCUCCAAUUUAUGCAGAGAUCUUAACAAUAAAAAUGUACGACCGCCAGUUAAAUAUGUGAGCAUAGACGGUCCCACUAACAGCCAUAUGAGAGUUCAGACACGCUAUAGCUAUUCGGACAAUACGUUGGUUGUAGGACCUCGUUAUCAAAAACAAGAUUUUAUAUUAGGAGCUUCGAGAAUCGUUCUAGCGGAAAGCAGUGGUGUUGUAGUCUGCGGUAUCAACGAAGGUACUUCGUUUAUAAAAUCGAUGAGAUACUCGAAUUUUACGAAGUUUUACAAGGUAAAGGGUUUAUUGGGCCAAGCAACAGAUACUUAUUUUCAUACUGGAAAAAUAAAAGAAAGAUCUACGUACAAUCACGUGAAAAGAGGUCACAUUGACAGAAUAUGCAAUUCGAUGCAAUCUUCUCAUCAAAGAAAGAUGUUCGAACAUUGUGGAGUUGAUAUACAGAGUCAAGCAGCAUAUGAUUUAGCAGUGAAAGGUCUGCUUAGGCCGGCAGAUCGUAAAAUUCCUAUGAUAUACACAAUCAGAUGCAUAGACUUUUCACCUCCUGAGUUCACUCUGGAGAUUGUCUGUAUAAAUGAAGAUGAAAUGUAUUUGAAAACUAUAGUUCAUGAUGUGGGAAUAAGACUUCAUAGCACUGCUACUUGUACCCAAAUAAACUGUCUUCAAGAUGGAUUAUUUAAUGCCGACAUUGCGUUAUUAAAAAAACACUGGACCUUGUAUGAUAUUUUAUCGAAUAUGCAAAUGUGUCAUAGAAUCAUUCAAAAGAAUAAAAGUGUACUGUAUAAAGGUAGUCCCACAUUAAUGGAGUACGAUACUGAUAAUGUAGCCAAAUCUCAAAAAGAAUUGGAACCGUGAAUAUAUGUAUUUUAAUAUGAUUGUUAAAAAUUUA